Messenger RNA from Entamoeba dispar SAW760, 1938 nucleotides. Its product is annotated as dipeptidyl peptidase III, putative. Gene Ontology annotation, molecular function: dipeptidyl-peptidase activity; metalloexopeptidase activity. Gene Ontology annotation, cellular component: cytoplasm. NCBI's taxonomy places the organism in Eukaryota, Evosea, Mastigamoebida, Endamoebidae. Bases 1 to 1938 code for a protein of 645 amino acids. Gene Ontology annotation, biological process: proteolysis. The record is from RefSeq and is a predicted model, not a curated record. The transcript has a single exon.
AUGUCAUUAUCAGUUAAAACUCCUCUUAAAUUUUUAGAUUGUACUCAUGCUUGGGAACAACUUACACCUGAAGAACAAAUUUAUAUACAUUACUUGAAUAAGGCUAAUUGGGCAUCAUUCCCUAUUUCUGUUAAACAGUGUUCAGUAGAAGCGUAUGACAUUUUUGUUGCAUUUUUGAAGAUGUACAAAACUAUCUCACAUACAGAACUAUUAAAAAAAGCAGAAGUAUCAGACAAUACAAAAGAACAAUAUGAAGAUUAUGUUUCAACUUUCUUUGCUAAUGGAGGAAAUUACUUAUCUUUUGGAGAUAAAAAGUUUAUUCCUGAAUGUAGCAAAGAAGAAUUUACUACUAUAAUUAAAGCAUCUGGACAUAAUUAUUUUGAAUCUUUAAUUGACAUUAUGUAUGACGUAACUCCAAGUCUUAUUCAUUUUGGUAUUCCACCUGAAGGAUGCACUGCUUAUUACUCUUCUAAUAUUACUAAAGAAGAUAUUGAGCAUUGUAAUGCAUUAUUACAAAAGAAAGGAAUGUUAUUAGAAAAUACAAGAAUUGAUAAAAUUAAUAAUAAAUUAAUAAUUGGAAUUGCUUCUAUAGAAGAAAGGGAAGAAGAAUAUGAAGAUGUAAUAUUAAAAUAUGGAUGGUGUCAUUCUGAGUUAGAAAUGUUAGUAAAUGAACUAAAAGAAUGUGAAAAAUUAGAGUUAGUUCAAAGAGAUAAAAACAAAAAGGAAAUGUUUAAGAAUUAUAUCCAAACAUUUACUAGUAACUAUAACCUUCAUAAAGAAGCACAGAGAUGGUGGGUAAGGGAUCAAAAACCAUCUGUUGAAUUUAAUGUUGGAUUUAUUGAAACUUAUGAAGAUCCUAUUGGAGUUCGUGGUGAAUGGGAGAUGUUUGUUGCAGUAGUAGAUAAAGAGAAAACAAAAGAAUUAACUGAAUUGGUGCAAAGAGCAAAUGAAAUAUUACCAUCACUUCCUUGGGGCAAAGUAUUUGAGAAAGAUGUAUUUGAAUCACCUGAUUUUACAUCAAUUGAUAUUGUUGGAUUUGGAACUUCAGGACUUCCAAUUGGAAUUAAUUUACCUAAUUAUGAUGACGUUAGAAUGGAACAAUUUAAGAAUGUAUCAUUGUCUAAUGUUAUGGCAUGUGGUUCUAGCCAAGAUAAUAUUCCUUUCAUAAGUCUUGAACAACAAACAUUAUACAAAACAUGUUCUCCUCGUGCCUUAGAAACUCAAGUUGCUUUGCAUGAACUUCUUGGUCAUGGAAGUGGAAAAUAUCUUCGAUGUGACAAUGGAAAGAAGAAUUUCCCUGAAGACCUUAUUAAUCCUUUGAAUGGGAAAAAAGUUAAAUACUAUCAAGAUAAAAUGACCUAUGACACAGUAUUUAAAUCACUUGGAAGUGCAAUGGAAGAGUGUAGGGCUGAAACCGUUGGAUUAUUCUUGACAUAUAAUCCAAUUGUUAAAGAGAUAUUAAAAUUGUCUGAAGAUGUUCAAUACAUUAACUGGUUAUCUGAAAUGAGAAGUGGAUUAACUGGACUAAAAUUCUAUAAUCCAGAAACUAAAAGUUGGGGACAAGCACAUUGCCAAGCCCGAUUUGCGUUAUUUAAAACAGUUGAAAAGAGUGGUGCGGUUGAAAUUAUUGGAGAGAAUAUUGUGUUACACAGAGAAUUAAUUCCAAAAGGUAUUGAAGCAUUGAAGGAAUUAUUAUUAAAAAUUCAAAUAUGUAGAGCAACAGCUGAUAUAGAAUAUGCACAAUCAUUUUUCAUUCCAUUAUCUACUCCAAACGAAGAUGAAUUAAAGUUUAGAGAAAUUGUCAUUAAUAAGAAGAUUCCUCGUUCUGGUUUUAUCCAAUGCAACACUAAAAUGGUUGAUGGUAAAGUUAAAUUAAUUACCUAUGAACCAAGUGUUGAAGGAAUGAUUCAAUCAUUCUUAGACCGUUAUUCAUUUUAA